Colius striatus (speckled mousebird) is the source of this 5491-nucleotide messenger RNA. RefSeq names its product family with sequence similarity 199, X-linked (gene FAM199X). Lineage: Eukaryota; Metazoa; Chordata; Aves; Coliiformes; Coliidae. Bases 92 to 1243 code for a protein of 383 amino acids. The transcript is spliced from 6 exons. The record is from RefSeq and is a predicted model, not a curated record.
GGCACCGGCGGCUGAUGGCGGCGCUGGCGCCGCGGCUGCUGCGUGCGUGAGGCGCUCGCCGCCGGGCCGCGCCUCAGCCGCUCCCGCCACCAUGACCGAGGAGCCGUAUGAAAAGUUCCUGGCCCCGGAGGAGCCGUGCCCGCUGCUCUCGCACCAGCACCCGCCGCGUGGCGGCAGCUUGAGCCUGAGCGAGGAGGGCUGCCUGGACGUCAGCGACUUCGGCUGCCAGCUCUCGUCCUGCCACCGCACCGACCCGCUGCACCGCUUCCACUCCAACAGGUGGAACUUGACGUCUUGUGGAACCAGUGUGGCCAGCUCAGAGUGCAGUGAGGAGCUGUUCUCCUCGGUUUCAGUUGGUGAUCAGGAUGACUGCUACUCUCUGUUGGAUGACCAGGAAUUCACCUCUUUUGAUUUGUUCCCCGAGGGCAGUGUCUGCAGUGAUGUUUCUUCUUCGAUCAGCACAUACUGGGAUUGGUCAGACAGCGAGUUUGAGUGGCAGUUGCCUGGCAGCGACAUUACAAGUGGGAGUGACGUACUUUCUGAUGUUAUACCUAGUAUUCCCAGCUCUCCCUGUCUGCUUCCAAAAAAGAAAAACAAGCAUAGGAAUCUCGAUGAACUUCCAUGGAGUGCAAUGACAAAUGAUGAACAGGUUGAAUACAUUGAAUAUUUGAGUCGCAAAGUCAGUACAGAGAUGGGCCUUCGAGAGCAACUUGAUAUUAUUAAAAUUAUCGAUCCUACUGCUCAAAUCUCACCUACAGAUAGUGAAUUCAUUAUUGAAUUGAACUGUCUCACAGAUGAAAAACUGAAACAGGUGAGAAACUAUAUCAAGGAACACGGACCUCGCCAGCGCUCUGCCAGGGAAAGCUGGAAGAGGAGUAGCUACAGCUGUGCGAGCAGCAGCGGUGUGAGCGGCGCCAGCGGCAGCAGCAGCAGCGCCAGCAUGGUUAGCUCAGCGAGCAGCAGUGGCUCCAGUGCUGCCAACUCUGCCUCCAACUCGAGUGCCAACAUGAGUCGAGCGCACAGCGACAGCAAUUUGUCCACAAGUGCUGCAGAGAGAAUCCGGGAUUCGAAAAAACGUUCCAAGCAACGGAAACUACAGCAAAAGGCCUUACGCAAGAGACAGCUGAAAGAACAGAGACAAGCUCGUAAGGAAAGACUGAGUGGAUUAUUUCUUAACGAAGAAGUGCUCUCUUUAAAAGUGACUGAGGAGGACCAUGAAGGAGAUGUGGAUGUUUUAAUGUGACGGGGGUGAACUUAUCAGUGUUCUUUCUAAGCCUUAAAUGUAUUAUCCUUAUUGUUUACAUAUAUUUCUUGACCAAAUUCUGAUUAGUGUUAACAAUAGAAGCCAGAUCUCCAGUGUGAUUUUGGUGAGAAGGUCUAAGGAUCGAGGAACUUCGGCAUUUUGAGAUGAGUUUUGCAACAAAGACAUCAGACACUUAACUUUCUCCUGAAAAGCUGCUGAAUAGGUACAUUUUUGAGAAAAUUUGAACUUGGCUAAUAUACUGACUGACUUUAAAGACAUAAGUCCAAGGGUGCUUUUGGAUGACACUGAGCAUGCAGUACCAUGCUUCAUCUUUUUGGCUUUUUUUCCCAGCUUAGAGUUAAUAUUGCACUUGGCUUGUUCUGUCUUCUUUUCCCAUUAUUAGGAAGAUUAUUUAGCAUGAGGACAAAAUGCUUUUAGUUCCAUGGGGCUUUCUUCAGUCUUUCUUGUGAUGAAUCCUUUUGUAAAAGUUGCAAUUUAAAAGUACACAAAACGAGAAGCAGGACUUCUAAUGCAGGGAAUAUAACACAAAUCAUGCCUAAUAAUGUAGUUCUUCAGAAAGCAAUUAGAAUUAAGGCAGACAGCUUGUGAGCUUAGUCUUCAGGAAGUUAUUUUGCUGCUCAGUGUCUUAUAGUAUGAUUGCUACUAAUGGUUAACCACUACAUCUCUGGUACUGCUAUGGAAACAUUCAAAUGAAAGCAUCUUUAUGCAUUGAAAGGACACUAAUCUGCAAUUAACUUGUCUAGGAUGCUAAUUACAACAGUUAAAAAUGCUACUGGAAAUAGAAGUGCAAGCAAAUGGCACACAACAUUUGUGGCUUUUUUCCCCAGAAGUAUCAUAUCUAAAGAGAUUCACAUUGUUGGCAGGAGAACUUAAUUAAUGCAGCUGUGCUUUUUAAUUGUAUGUUUAGCUGAGGAUGUGUCUCCUGUAUGGGUUGUUACACCAUUAGAUGUUUCAAAUUUCUCCUAGCUGCUUCUGAAAUUGCUCUUGCUAAGAAAAUGAGGUGAAACUGUGGCUUUCAGAUAGGGAGGUAAAAGUAGUUUUAACCCUUUUCCUAAUUCUCACAAUCUGGGUGGUGACUUUUUGUCUUUCUCUUGGAACUACUUGUUCCAGAACUCCUUCCACACACAUCUGAAAUAUAAAUGAUGCUUGUAAAAUUCAGUAUGAAACUUAAAAGGAUAUAAAAGUAUUUUCUUGCUCUGAGUUUAGCAGGUAAUUUUCCAUGAUGCUUCAUUACUUUCAUUUUGGUCUUGUGAAUUAAGGUGUUUGGUGGUUUAAUGUGGCCACAGGUGCCUAUAAUUGCAGGAUAUAGCCCAAUCCUGCAGAAUUCCACAAUUAACUUUAGGUCUACUCACAUUCAUUUAGCACAUCCUACACAGCUGUAUUAGGCCUUUCACCUGAAGUAUUUUUCUGCUAGAAGUGGCAUUCCUUGUAGCCUGAAAAUAAACUGACCAGUAAAAUGUCUGAGAAGGCUUUGAUAAGAGAUCUAUAGCUGAUUGAUGCCUCCCUAGAAACAAUAUCAAAAACUUCUUAAUAGUAUACAAGUUACUGAGAAUUGCGAUUGGCUUACAUCUGGAGCUUCUUUUAAAUAACUUGGAUGGAAGAAAAAAUGAUUUGCUAUCGAUUUAGCUAGUUUCAGGGUGCAGUUGUUGAGCUCUUGCAACUUACCAUGGCUGUAACGGAUGAAUUCCAUCACGAAACAUUUCACUGUCACAAUUCAGUGCCGCCUUUAUUUUCUGCAGUGACUUUGAAAUGUGGUUUGUUUUUAUUUUUCUGAGAGAAAUGUACACAUAAUACUGUAGAGAAUUGAGCCUCUGAAAUGGAUUGUAAGAAAGGUGCAAUAUCUCAGCGUGGUGAAGCAUAAAAGUGUCACUUCAUUCUGUUUCAGCAGCUCUUCAGAGUUUAAAAUCCCUCUGGCUUUGAGAGAAGGCUCCCUCAUUUUGAUGAGGUACAGUUCUUUUUAGUCACCUGUCUACCAGCUUCCAGAGAUGGUAAAAUGAGGGAGGAUAGUAUUUGCAUCUUGAUCUUAGUGUGAAUAUGUAAGUAUAAAUUAAUCCAAGUGAUUAGAUGGGUUGCUCACCUGUUACAUUGGAUGAAAAGGUUGUGGGUGCUACAGCAGCUGGUGGGGUGAGUUGCCACGUUGUCUCCAGCUCUCUACUUCAGUCAGUUGUGUGACAGUUGAAACAAUAAGAGUGGAUUUCCAAGGGUUUCCUGCUAACAGUUUGUAGCUCUGUAAUCUCGUCGUCCCAGGAUGCAAUGUUCUGGUUAGAACGCAGGAUAGCAUCUUGUUUGCCUGAAUGUUGUCUGUGCCAAGUACUUCACAUCUCAGAGAAUUGGGCCUGAAGUAGCUGUGGGGUUCCAGACUUAUUCCUACAUGUUUGGGGUUUUUCCCCUGUCUUCAUCCUUCUUAUUUCUAGUGACACACUCAUUUUGUGGAGUGGGGAAGUGUUUUGGUCAGCUUCUUGUCUUUCCCUGCAAUAUGCUGUAUGGUUUCCCAGGGAAGUGGUAGAGUCACCAUCCCUGGAGGUGUUCUGAAGAUAUGCAGACGUGGUGCUUUGGGAGGACUUGGUAGUGUUAUUUUUAUGGUUGGACUUGAUGAUCUUAAAGGUCUUUUCCAACCCAAAUGAUUCUAUGGUGAAUUUAUAUUGGAUAACUCUGGCAUUAGUUAAACAGUUGGAAUUUUAGUUAAACCUGGUCUUGCUAAUUCAAAUGUGGCCACCCCUUUGUUUUACAGGAAAUAACCUACAGAUAGAUAAAGGUUCAGAUAGAUAAAGAAGAGUAACAGGUUGCUAAAAUCAUGCAUUCAUAUUAGUGCUUUUUUUAAAGAAAAAAAGAAUCAAAUCUCUGCUUUUUACUCAUGGAUGAGAAAUGUUGAGCUUAAAAGCAAAAUACAGACAAGCAGGAAAAAGUUCAUAGUUCAAAGGCUCUGUGGUACCAAAGCUGUGUAUCAAGUGCUUUGUGCCCACUGUAGUAUGAAUGUCAUCAAUUUAUACUCUAUAACAUUAAUGGUUUGCUUCCAUGGUAACUUUUCCUCUAAAAAGGCUUAGAAGGAGCACUGAAAGUCUGAUUGCAAUAGGACUGUAAACAAUAGAGAACAUUCUUUUCUAAUAUGAUUUUAAAUAGAAGGAAGACAGCUAGCUGCCUGACAAACCUGUCUAAUUUCUGUGUGUGUAUCUAAUGUUAUCCUUUGUCUCUGUUAAGAUAAUAUCUAUUUUUCUUUAUCUGGGAAACUGACUAAAAAUUAUUAUAGUAUGCUCAGUAUGGGGAGGACUUUCUAAGAAGAGCAAGAAAAGUCUUGGCAAGACUCUCCUGGGCUUAACUUUUAGUUUUCAUAUUGUGGUUGAAAACCUAUGGAGAUAGUUCUAUGGGGAAAAUAAACCUGCUUGAACUUAGUCAUAUUCAUUUACAUCAGAAUGCAUAUAGAAACGUAUAAAAAUGGCAAUAUUUACUGUUCAUCUAUGCUGGAUGGCCUGAAGCUAUUUCUUUUAUCCUAAUGCUGUUUUCAGCUCUGAAAUCAGUUGAUGCAUUGGUCUAUAAAUAUUAAUAAACCUGACUGUUUUGGGGGCUCUUCAAGUUCGUUCUUAAAAGCCAGAUUUUCAUGGCAAAUGUUAGAUUGAUUGGUUUACUGUUUCUUAGCUUGCUGAUCUCUGUUCUCGGGCAUAGAAGAGACCCUUCGCUGUGCAGUUUGCCAUAUAGGGUUGCAAGGAUAGUUUCUUAAUUACCAAGGGCAAAUCCUAGCAGUAUUCAAAGCUUGUCUAUUUUGAGUAUUAACUCUGAUUAAGCAUACUUGCAUCCUGUUUCAUCCGGCUAACUUUUACUCCAUUUUCAAAUUACAAAGGAAUUCUGCAAUUUAUAAUAAAAAUUGUAAUGUUGAAGCCUUGAAUAUAGUUUAUAACCAAAGCAAGGGGAAAGGGGCUUGGGUGUUUUUAGUAGAGGAGAGAUGGGGUAUGGAUUAGAGUACACGGUACUACUUAAAUUGAAUGGUUUUUUUUUCCCAGGUUCUCUGCUAAUGAUAUUGAUAAAAUGCACUUUUGUAUAGAAAACUGUCCUCUGUAUAUUCUGUAUCUACUUUACACAGUAUUUAUAGAGAUUUUUCUGAAGUUGUGAAGGAUUUAAAGAAAGAUGCAAUGCUGGUGACUGAUACUGUUGGCUUCAAGUUUUCAUUGUAUUUGAAAAUAGUUAUGUGCAUAUUGAAAUAUAGGUUGGAAUUAAAAUUGAUGACAUAUCACA